Molecule: messenger RNA, 880 nt
Organism: Octopus sinensis (East Asian common octopus)
Lineage: Eukaryota; Metazoa; Mollusca; Cephalopoda; Octopoda; Octopodidae
Product: exosome complex component RRP43
Exons: 2
Coding region: 34-870 (278 amino acids)
Biological process (GO): nuclear mRNA surveillance; nuclear polyadenylation-dependent rRNA catabolic process; nuclear polyadenylation-dependent mRNA catabolic process
Cellular component (GO): nuclear exosome (RNase complex); cytoplasmic exosome (RNase complex)
Source: RefSeq, a predicted model, not a curated record
ACGUGACAGGAGAGUGCUUCUUUUCCGAAAAGAAUGGCGGAGGAUUUCGAAGCUGCUCAACCUUUGGAAUAUCUGAGGAAAUUCCUCAAGAACGACAUCAGACCCGACGGCAGGGAACUGGGCGAGUCGCGAUCCAUCAUUGUCAAUAUUGGUUACAUCUCUUCAGCCGAUGGUUCUGCCCUUGUGAAGACUGGAGAUACCGCUGUGAUAUGUGGUAUUAAAGUGGAACUGGCAAUACCGAAAUGUGAAGAACCAGACCAAGGUUUCAUUGUACCUAAUUUGGAACUGUCUACUCUGUGUUCCCCCAAUUUCCGACCAGGACCUCCAGGGGACCAGGCACAACGCACAAGCCAGAUGCUUUUUGAUAUAGUAAAGAAUUCAAACUGUUUAGAUCUGAAGGACCUGUGCAUCACCCCUGGGAAGUUAGUUUGGGUGUUAUACUGUGACAUGAUCUGCCUUGAUUAUGAUGGUAAUGUUUUAGACGUGGCACUCCUGUCUCUGAUGGCAGCUCUUUAUAAUUGCCAAUUACCUAAAGUGACUGUGGAUGAAGACUCCCUUGAAAUCAGUGUUGAUUUCGACAGCAGGCGACCCCUCAACAUCCACUCUCAUCCUGUAUCGACGACAUUUAGUUUAAUGGAUGGUAACAUUCUACUGAUGGACCCCUGUAUUGGAGAAGAGAACCUCUCCGAUGGCACCGUUACGAUCUGCACUUGUGACCAGAAACUGUGUGGUGUGUUUAAGCCAGGUGGAGCCAAAAUAUCUGAUGAGAAAUUAUUUCAGUGUAUUUCUCGUGCAGAGGAGCAAGGUGCCAAGGUGCAGUGUUUGUUGCAGAAAGCCUUAAAGAGUAAAACAGACAAUAAAACAGAAUGAUUACUUGGCA